CUCAAUCUCAUCUUCCUGGUCAUCACCAUGUACAAAAUGGUGAAGCACUCCACUACUCUGAAACCAGACUCCAGCAGACUGGAGAACAUCAAGUAAGUAGAGCUUCUGGGAAAUCGCACAUUUUCCCAUAUUCUUGGCAAUAGACAGAUAUUUCCUCAAGCCCAUAAAGACAAUACUACUGUAUGGCAUAGUAAAUUUUUUCAAUGUACUGUAGAGGUAAUGUUUUUGAUAAGUCGAAUUUGCUUCCUUGUCGGUAGCAUUAAUGUAUCUGUAUCUUGCCUCCCCUCUGGUACACAUUGAAAUUGUCCAGACAGAACAUUUACCAGAGGAAUUCCAAUUGAUCUCCAGAGAGAUCAAAUUUUACACAGAGGCUAGUGGUUUCGAGUGGGGCAUUAUGGCAUGACCGUCCUGCAAUGAUGACAACAUUUACUUUGUGAAUGGUCUUUAGUCUUUGUUGUAUCCCUCUGUGUCAGCGACCACAGGAUUGUGUUGGCAUGGCACACACCAUUCGGAGGCUUCUGGCUCAAAGUAUGCGCUGUUAGGGCUUCAGGGUGGGGUGAGUGGAAGCACUAUCAUGUGUUUCCCAUGGAACAAAAACAAUUUGAGUCCCAGAAAAUGUGAGUCCCACAACCCUGGCGUUGCAAGCGCCAUGCUCUACCAACUGAGCUUGAAAUCAGUGAGUAAAAUACAGGGGCUCCUGAAAGACAUGGGCAUUUUGGUUUGUUGGUUAGGGAGUGUUAUUUUUGAUGCCAUGGCUUGGUUGCAUAGACUAACCCUAACCAAUUCACACCAUGACAUUAUAACAUCAACUCAGUUUCAUCCCACUGUGUGUAGGAGCACUGAUGCAUUUAUUUUGACCAAUGUUUAUUAUUAUUUAUUUCCUUGAUGACCAUAGUUUACUAUAUGGAGCCACCAUUAAGAUAUAGUGGUGAAACUACUCGCCGGAGUAGUGGUGAACAUGUUUUUGGCCCAAUUCCUACUAUUCAACCAACUUUAUUUUUGUGAUCCUAGUAGUGCCAAUAAACAUCCAGUUCACCUCUACAAUGUUUAAUGCAAUGCAUUAGGUGGUUAUGUGUUUUAAAUGUGCACAUUUGUUCCAUUCAUGUUGCAGUUUAAUCACUUAUCAUUUAGUGGAUAUUGUCUUUUCGGUGUAUAAUGAAACUACACUGCAUAAAUGUUUGGGAUAUAAGUAUUACUGUAUUGUCUGUUGCCUUCUUGUGGUCUUAUGUUGUCUGCACCAAUCCUCAAGGACUUUGGUUUGUCAACCACAUAGAUGGGGGAUGGAAAUCAGCAUAGCACCAGUGUCAUUGCAUGUUGCAUGUCAAAGAGAAAGCUAAUCUGCAGCGUCUCUCGUUUCUUUUCCUGUUGCGUUUCUUCUCUUCUCUCUGUCCUGUCUUCCACACCAGUAAUUAUCGUGUUUGUGACGGCUACUAUAAUACCGAUUUGCCUGGGUAAGCUUUCACCAUACAUUUCCCCCAAAUUGUCUUCAUCGCAGAGCGGACAUAGUAGCAUAAACACAAAUUGAACCGCACACAAGUGAUUUGAACUGACCGGUUUACACAUUUUGUAAUUUCAUCAACAGCCAAAUACACACACACUCUCGCUUCUUGUUAGCCUCUUAAUUUCAUUCCAUCGUAAUUUUCCUAUGAUCAAAGGUGAAAAUCUCUGCCUCAAAAUGCCAACUAACCACGCUGUGAUGCGUCUGAUCUAAUUUGUGUUUCUCUUUCCCGCUUAUCAUGCUCUCUAGCUAUGAAGAUAAUAAACCAUUUAUCAAGUAAGGACAUUAGCCCCAGAAGUCUGAAUCUGUUCUUCAGCCUGUAGUUGAUUUUCCUCACCAGUCUGCCUCUCUCUCUCUCUCUCUCUCUCUCUCUCUCUCUCUCUCUCGCUUUCUCUCUGUGGUCACUCCAAGGUGCUCCUCAUUUUCUUUCCUUACUGUUCACAUCCCCCAUGUCUGUCCGUCCAUCCGUCCGUCAGUCCGUCGCGUCUCUAUCCAGUUUGCUGUUGUGUGUCUUGACCUCUGACCUGUGAAGGUGUUUGAAGGCUCCAUAGGACCUUUAAACAACCGGCUGCAGGCUUUCCUCUAUAGAAAUAAUAAAUAUAUUAUAGACUUGUUGAAAGGAUUUCAGGCAACUGAAAGCCAAAACACAGGUAGUCAUUUUUAACGAGUCUGAUUUCCUGUUUCACCUCCCCCCCCCGAUAUGAUACCUAAAGAACAGGAUCUGUAGUCAAGCUUGAGUGUCCCAUAAACAUUGUGUGAAUGUUGUCUGAGUUUUUGGUCUCCUUGGCUGAAUCUACCGGUGUAGAUUUCCAGCUUGUCCACCUGUCAUGGUUUAGCUAGCACAGACUGAUCAUUAUUCCAAGGGAACACAAUAUCUCCCUCACACUGGAUUUCCCUUUUGUUUUUGUUUGUUGAUUUGUUUGUUCAGAUCCUGGGUCCUGGGGGCGUUUGCACUGCUUUGCCUGAUGGGACUCGCGUGGUCGUUCGGCUUGUUCUUUAUCAACGAGUCCUCUGUGGUGAUGGCCUACCUCUUCACAAUAUUCAACACCUUCCAAGGAAUGUUCAUCUUAAUUUUCCACUGCAUUCUCCAGAAAAAAGUAGGUUUGCUUCCUUAUACGUUUGCACUAUAAUUUUGCACAAACACUGUGAUCAUCUAGAUGAGACUGAAUCAAUUGUCACUUUAAACAGUUUAGGAGAGAGUGGGGUAAAUUGAGCCAAAGGGUUAGUUGAGUCACCCUUUGUUUCUAGGAGACCAUACACAAAAUUAAUAAUGUAACCAAAUAUUUAGGAAGAGGUCAUAAUUUCAUGGAGUCUGUGAAGGAAGAAACCACAUCGAAAAAGUGGUAAGUUAGGUCCGAAAAACUAAUUUUCACCAAGUCAAAUGAAUUUACUGUGUUAUAGGUUUCAUGAUUCUUCUAUCUAAACCAAAGUAUAUUGUUUUGAGAUUGUUUUGUACAUCAGUUGGGGUCUCUAUAAGCUACAAUAUGAGGUCCUAAACCUAGCAUGAAAGUGCAUCCUUGUAGCUGUGUGGGCUAAUACAGUCAACAUUUUGCCUUGGGGUAAGUUGAGCCAAUGGCCACUAUAUCCAAUACAAAUUAUGAUUACAUUUUGUCAGUUUUAUCCACAAUAUGCAUAGAAUUUUUCUAAUGUGUAACGCAUACAGUACCAGUCAAAGGUUUGGACACACCUACUCAUUCAAGGUUUUUUCUUUAUUUUUACUAUUUUCUACAUUGUAGAAUAAUAGUGAAGACAUCAAAACUAUAAAAUAACACAUAUGGAAUCAUGUAGUAACCAAAAAAGUGUUAAACAAAUGAAAAUAUAUUUUAUAUUUGAGAUUCUUCAAAGUAGCCACCCUUUGCCUUGAUGACAGCUUUGCACACUCUUAGCAUUCUUUCAACCACCUUCAUGAGGUAGUCACCUGGAAUUACUUUCAAUUAACAGGUGUGCCUUGUUAAAAGUUAAUUUGUGGAAUUUCUUUCCUUCUUAAUGCGUUUGAGCCAAUCAGUUGUGUUGUGACAAGGUAGGGGUGGUAUACAGAAGAUAGCCCUAUAUGAUUAAAGACCAAGUCCAUAUUAUUGCAAGAACAGCUCAAAUAAGCAAAGAGAAAAGACAGUCCAUCAUUACUUUAAGACAUGAAGGUCAGUCAAUCCGGAAAAUUGGCUCUCAUGAGGACCGCCACAGGAAAGGAAGACCCAGAGUUACCUCUGCUGCAGAGGAUACGUUCAUUAGAGUUACCAGCCUCAAAUAAAUGUUUCACAGAGUUCAAGUAACAGACACAUCUCAACUUCAACUGUUCAGAGGAGACUGCGUGAAUCAGGCCUUCAUGGUCGAUUGGUGCAAAGAAGCCACUACUAAAGGACACCAAUAAGAAGAAGAGACUUGCUUGGGCCAAGAAACACCAGCAAUGGACAUUAGACAGGUGGAAAUCUGUACUUUGGUCUGAUGAGUCCAAAUUUGAGAUGCAGAGUAGGUGAACAGGUGAUCUCCGCAUGUGUUGUUCCCACCGUGAAGCAUGGAGGAGGAGGUGUAAUAGUGUGGGGGUGCUUUGCUGGUGACACUGUCUGUGAUUUAUUUAGAUUUCAAGGCACACUUAACCAGCAUGGCUACCACAGCAUUCUGCAGCGAUACGCCAUCCCAUCUGGUUUGCGCUUAGUGGGACUAUCGUUUGUUUUUCAACAGGACAAUGACCCAAAACACACCUCCAGGCUGUGUAAGGGCUAUUUGACCAAGAAGGAGAGUGAUGGAGUGCUGCAUCAGAUGACCUGGCCUCCACAAUCACCCAACCUCAAACCAAUUGAGAUGGUUUGGGAUGAGUUGGACCGCAGAGAGAAGGAAAAGCAGCCAACAAGUGCUCAGCAUAUGUGGGAAAUCCUUCAAGACUGUUGUAAAAGCAUUCCUCAUGAAGCUGGUUGAGAGAAUGCCAAGAGUGUGCAAAGCUGUCAUCAAGGCAAAGGGUGGCUACUUUGAAGAAUCUAACAUAUAAAAUAUAUUUUGAUUUGUUUAACACUUUUUUUGUUACUACAUGAUUCCAUAUGUGCUAUUUCAUGGUUUUGAUGACUUCACUAUUAUUCAACAAUGUAGAAAAUAGUAAAAAUAAAGAAAAAUCCUUGAAUGAGUAGGUGAAAAUUCUUGAAUGAGUCCUAACUUUUGACUGGUACUGUAUGAACUCAAGAUUUUUGUUACAGAGCAGACAUCAUCAUGCACAGUAAACAAGCAGGGGUCUAGCCCCCCUUGAGGUUCUUGAGAGAGCAGCCAAGGAAGUGAGAGAAGGGAAGAAGUCCAUUUGAGCAGCAAUAAGUGAUGAAAAAAUAGACUGAAUGACACUGAAGAGGUACAUUGACAAAAAAGACCUGUGUACCUGUGCGAAAGAGAGGCUAUAAUACAGUAGCAGAGGUGCACAACAUCUUAUCUGAUGAAAUGGAGUCUGAGCUUGCUAACCAUAUCAAUAAUCUUGCAGACCAGUUUUAUGGGCUUAGUAGCCUCAAAUGCAGAGAACUUGCCUACGAAUUAGCACAUCGAAACAACAUCCAUGUCCCAGACAACUGGUCAAGAAAUGGAAGGGUAAGUAAUGUUGAACAGAGAGAUCUGUAUCUGAAUGUAGGCAUACAUUUAAGAUAUACAAUUUACCAAACCCCCAUUCCUUGAAUUCAACUUUGACCUACCAGCACCAUCACCCACUGUCACAGGACACCAGUCCCCACUUACCCCAAGGUGGAUCAACUUACCCUGUUUCAAUGCUCAACUUAACCCAUACCCAGACCACUUUUUUUGAACAAGCUAUGUUUUCAAAACUGUUAUGGUUACAUGAAUUCUGGUUAUUUCCAGGGAUACACAACAUCCUGAAAUAUAUGUAGAUAUAUUUGUUAGAAAGAAUACUAUAUAUUUCCCUUGACAGAGUGAUGCUGAAUGUAAAAAAUGGCUCAACUUACCCCACUCUCCCCUAAACAUAUUUCAUUGUAGUUUUGAGCAUAAUGAACCAACCUUUGUUCAACGACUCCUGUAUUUGUAUUCAUUUGAGUUAAUUUACAAAUAUUAAGGAUAACAUCCAAUAUAGGCUUAGCAAAGCCUCUGCUUUCAGGUUUGGCUCAUGUUGUUCUCAAAAGCCUGGGGAAGUUCAUAAUGGAAAAGUAUGAGUGGAGCAUUGAUUGCCAGCGGAUGCUGGCUGAUUGGCUGAGUAGAUUUAGAUUUUUUUAAACAACCACCCUUUCAAUCCCUCUUCAGAAACACCAAUUAUCCAGAGUAAACUAAUUUAUGAUCCAAGCAUUGCUAGCAUGUUAUAUUUUAGAAAAUGGACAUUUCAGAAAUAAUUUAUAGUAAAUAUAUUAUAUAAUUUGGAUGUAAUGACAAAAUCUAUAUAUAUAUUUUUAUAAUAAAUGGACACCUGUGAAAAUGUUUCGCUGUUAGGUUUUGAAUCUCUGCCUCUGUUUGAAUGUGACUAUUUCAAUUGUUGGGAGGGGCAAAUGACUUGGAUACCAUCCACCGUCUUUUAGCUGACAAUAACUUCCUCAGGCUUUUGAAUGGUACGGUAUAGUCCAAGGGCUUUCAGUACUAGGCUUACAGUGCUUUCAGAAAAUAUUCAUACCCCUUGAAUUAUUCCACAUUUUGUUGUGUUACAGCCUGAAUUCAAAAUUGAUUAAAUACAGUGGGGGAAAAAAGUAUUUAGUCAGCCACCAAUUGUGCAAGUUCUCCCAUUUAAAAAGAUGAGAGAGGCCUGUAAUUUUCAUCAUAGGUACACGUCAACUAUGACAGACAAAAUGAGAAAUAAAAUUCAAGAAAAUCACAUUGUAGGAUUUUUAAUGAAUUUAUUUGCAAAUUAUGGUGGAAAAUAAGUAUUUGGUCAAUAACAAAAGUUUCUCAAUACUUUGUUAUAUACCCUUUGUUGGCAAUGACACAGGUCAAACGUUUUCUGUAAGUCUUCACAAGGUUUUCACACACUGUUGCUGGUAUUUUGGCCCAUUCCUCCAUGCAGAUCUCCUCUAGAGCAGUGAUGUUUUGGGUCUGUCGCUCGGCAACACAGACUUUCCACUCCCUCCAAAGAUUUUCUAUGGGGUUGAGAUCUGGAGACUGGCUAGGCCACUCCAGGACCUUGAAAUGCUUCUUACGAAGCCACUCCUUCAUUGCCCGGGCGGUGUGUUUGGGAUCAUUGUCAUGCUGAAAGACCCAGCCACGUUUCAUCUUCAAUGCCCUUGCUGAUGGAAGGAGGUUUUCACUCAAAAUCUCACGAUACAUGGCCCCAUUCAUUCUUUCCUUUACACGGAUAAGUCGUCCUGGUCCCUUUGCAGAAAAACAGCCCCAAAGCAUGAUGUUUCCACCCCCAUGCUUCACAGUAGGUAUGGUGUUCUUUGGAUGCAACUCAGCAUUCUUUGUCCUCCAAACACGACGAGUUGAGUUUUUACCAAAAAGUUCUAUUUUGGUUUCAUCUGACCAUAUGACAUUCUCCCAAUCCUCUUCUGGAUCAUCCAAAUGCACUCUAGCAAACUUCAGACGGGCCUGGACAUGUACUGGCUUAAGCAGGGGGACACUUCUGGCACUGCAGGAUUUGAGUCCCUGGCAGCGUAGUGUGUUACUGAUGGUAGGCUUUGUUACUUUGGUCCCAGCUCUCUGCAGGUCAUUCACUAAGUCCCCCCGUUUGGUUCUGGGAUUUUUGCUCACUGUUCUUGUGAUCAUUUUGACCCCACAGGGUGAGAUCUUGCGUGGAGCCCCAGAUCGAGGGAGAUUAUCAGUGGUCUUGUAUGUCUUCCAUUUCCUAAUAAUUGCUCCCACAGUUGAUUUCUUCAAACCAAGCUGCUUACCUAUUGCAGAUUCAGUCUUCACAGCCUGGUGCAGGUCUACAAUUUUGUUUCUGGUGUCCUUUGACAGCUCUUUGGUCUUGGCCAUAGUGGAGUUUGGAGUGUGACUGUUUGAGGUUGUGGACAGGUGUCUUUUAUACUGAUAACAAGUUCAAACAGGUGCCAUUAAUACAGGUAACGAGUGGAGGACAGAGGAGCCUCUUAAAGAAGAAGUUACAGGUCUGUGAGAGCCAGAAAUCUUGCUUGUUUGUAGGUGACCAAAUACAUAUUUUCCACCAUAAUUUGCAAAUAAAUUCAUUAAAAAUCCUACAAUGUGUUUUUCUGGAAAAGAAAUUCUCAAUUUGUCUGUCAUAGUUGACGUGUACCUAUGAUGAAAAUUACAGGCCUCUCUCAUCUUUUUAAGUGGGAGAACUUGCACAAUUGGUGGCUGACUAAAUACUUUCCCCCCCCACUGUACCUCAUAAUGACAAAGUGAAAACAUGUUUUUAGAAAUGUUUGCAAAGUUUUCACACCCCUGAGUCAAUGCAUGUUAGAAUCACCUUUGGCAGGUAUUACAGCUGUGAGUCUUUCUGGGUAAGAUCUAAGAGCUUUGCACACCUGGAUUGUACAAUAUUUACACAUUAUUCUUAAACAAAUUCUUCAAGCUCUGUCAAGUAGGUUUUUGAUCAUUGCUAGACAGCCAUUUUCAUGUCUUGUUACAGAUUUUCAAACCAAUGUAGCCCUUUCCUGCAGUCAAAUGACCUAGUGGCCUCAUGGGUGGAAUGUUAUUAAUAUUCUUCAUAAUUUCAUAAUUACUAAACAUAUAUAUUUUUUAAACGCAGAAAAUCCUGUGUUUCUAUUUCAAACAGUUUUGUUAUAUUUCAGUCUUCUGUGAUGUAUAUAAAGUGUAAUAUUGGGAUGCAAACUCAACAUUGAAUACAUUUCAACUCUAUAUCUGAUAUUGUACAGGUGUCUUCUUUUUUUAAGCCCAUAACCAUGUGAGUGAGGUGUAUACAUUUGUUUCAAACUAGAUUUGUUUAAGAUUACCAAGAAUCACUCGGUGUGACCAUGAUUUAGCCCACUGCAGUAAAAGGUUAUGUCAAAACUGUAGCUAGGCUGCUCAGGAACAUUCAAUGUCAUCUUGGUAAGCAAUUCCAGUGUAUAUUUGGCCUUGUGUUAUAGGUUAUUGUUCUGCUGAAAGGUGAAUUUGUCUCCCAGUGUCUGUUGGAAAGCAGGCUGAAUCAGGUUUUCCUCUAGGAUUUUUCCUAUGCUUAGCACUAUUCUGUUAUAUGUUAUCCUGUAAAAACUCCCUAGUCCUUGACGAUGACAAGCAUACCCAUAACAUGAUGCAGCAACCACCAUGCUUGAAAAUAUGAAGAGUGGUACUCAGUGAAGUGUUGUGUUGGUUUUGCCCCAAACAUAGCGCUUUGUAUUCAGGACAUAAAGUUAGUUUCUUUGCCACAUUUCGUGUGGUUUUACUUUAGUGCUUUAUUGCAAACAGGAUGCAUGUUUUGGAAUAUUUGUAUUAUGUACAGACUUCCUUCUUCUCACUCUGUGAAUUAGGUUACUAUUGUGGAGUAACUACAAUGUUGUUGAUUCAUCUUCAGUUUUCUCCUACCACAGCCAUUAAACGACCAAUCAGCCUGUUACCAACCCUUAGUAAGCUUUUGGAAAAAAAUUUGUUUGACCAGAUACAAUCCCUAUUUACAGUAAACAAAUUGACAACAGACUUUCAGCACACUUAUAGGGAAGGACAUUCAACAAGCACAGCACUUACACAAAUGACUGAUGAUUGGCUGAGAGAAAUUGAUGAUAAAGAUAUUGUGGGGGGGGUUUUGUUAGACUUCAGUGCGGCUUUUGACAUUAUCGAUCAUAGUCUGCUGCUGAAAAAACAUAUGUGUUAUGGCUUUAUACCCCCUGCUAUAUUGUGGAUAAAGAGUUACCUGUCUACCAUAACACAGAUGGUUUUCUUUAAUGGAAGCCUCUCCAACAUAAUCCAGGUAGAAUCAGGAAUUCCCCAGGGCAGGUGUUUAGGCCCCUUACUUUUGUAUAUCUUUACUAAUGACAUGCCACUGGCUUUGAGUAAAGCCAGUGUGUCUAUGUAUGCAGAUGACUCAACACUAUACACUUCAGCUACUACAGUGACUGAAAUGACUGCAACACUUAACAAAUAGCUGCAAUUAAUUUCAGAAUGGGUAGCAAGGAAUAAGUUAGUCCUAAAUAUUUCAAAAACUAAAAGCAUUGUAUUUGGGACAAAUCAUUCACUAAACCCUAUACCUCAACUAAAUCUUGUAAUGAAUAAUGUGGAAAUUAAGCAAGUUGAGGUGACUAAUCUCUUGGAGUAACCCUGGAUUGUAAACUGUCAUGGUCAAAACAUAUUGAUACAACAGUAGCUAAAAUGGGGAGAAGUCUGUCCAUAGUUCUACAUCAGGUAACUGAUACAAACAGUAGAAUCAGAUUUUUUUUAAACAGGUAAAAGUACACCUUAUGGAACAGUGGGGACAGUGAAGAGACACACACAAAGGUACAGACACGCAUACACACACAAGUGCUAGCACACACACUCUACACACACGUACACUACCGUUCAAAAGUUUGGGGUCACUUAGAAAUGUCCUUGUUUUCGAAAGAAAAGCAGUAUUUUGUACAUUAAAAUAACAUCAAAUUGAUCAGAAAUACAGUGUAGACAUUGUUAAUGUUGUAAAUGGCUAAUGUAGCUGGAAACGGCUGAUUUUUUUAAUGGAAUAUCUACAUAGGCGUACAGAGGCCCAUUAUCAGCAACCAUCAGUCCUGUGUUCCAAUGGCAUGUUGUGUUUGCUAAUCCAAGUUUAUCAUUUUAAAAGGCAAAUUGAUCAUUAGAAAACUAUUUUGCAAUUAUGUUAGCACAGCUGAAAACUGUUGUGCUGAUUAAAGAAGCAAUAAAACUGGCCUUCUUGAGACUAGUUGAGUAUCUGGAGCAUCACCAAUUGUGGGUUCGAUUACAGGAUCAAAAUGGCCAGAAACAAAGAACUUUCUUCUGAAACUCGUCAGUCUAUUCUUGUUUUGAGAAUUGAAGGCUAUUCCAUGUGAGAAAUUGCCAAGAAACUGAAGAUCUCGUACAAAGCUGUGUACUACUCCCUACACAGAACAGCGCAAACUGUCUCUAACCGGAAUAGAAAGAGGAGUGGGAGGCCCCGGUGCACAACUGAGCAAGAGGACAAAUACAUUAGUGUCUAGUUUGAGAAACAGACGCCUCACAUGUCCUCAACGGUCAGUUUCAUUAAAUAGUACAUUUUUACAUUUUACAUUUUAGUCAUUUAGCAGACACUCUUAUCCAGAGCGACUUACAGUUAGUGAGUGCAUACAUUUUUCAUACUGUACCCGCAAAACACCAGUCUCAACGUCAACAGUGAAGAGGCGACUCCGGGAUGCUGACCUUCUAGGCAGAUUUGCAAAGAAAAAGCCAUGUCUCAGACUGGCCAAUAAAAAGAAAAUAUUAAGAUGGGCAAAAGAACACAGACACUGGACAGAGGAAGAUUGGGAAAAAAGUGUUAUGGACAGACAAAUCGAAGUUUGAGGUGUUCGGAACACAAAGAAGAAUAUUUGUGAGACGCAUACCAAAUGAAAACAUGCUGGAGGACUGCUUGAUGCCAUCUGUCAAGCAUGGUGGAGGCAAUGUGAUGGUCUGGGGGUGCUUUGGUGGUGGUAAAGUGGGAGAUUUGUACAGGGUAAAAGGGAUCUUGAAGAAGGAAGGCUAUCACUCCAUUUUGCAACGCCAUGCCAUACCCUGUGGACGGCGCUUGAUUGGAGCCAAUUUCUUCCUACAACAGGAUAAUGACCCAAAGCACAGCUCCAAACUAUGCAAGAACUAUUUAGAGAAGAAGCAGUCAGCUGGUAUUCUGUCUAUAAUGGAGUGGCCAGCACAGUCACCGGAUCUCAACACUAUUGAGCUGUUGUGGGAGCAGCUUGACCGUAUGGUAGAUAAGAAGUGCCCAUCAAGCCAAUCCAACUUGUGGGAGGUGCUUCAGGAUGUAUGUUUUCAUGGAAAACAAGGACAUUUCUAAGUGACCCCAAAUUGUUUAACGGUAGUGUACAUUGUAAUAUUGUUGUAUUAUACAUGUUGUAUUGUAGAUAUGUAUUGGUAUAAUAAUGUAAUAUGAUGUACUGAUUUAUCUUUUGUUUCAUAUUUUGUUUUAUAUGUAAUGUAAGUGCCUCAAUAUGUUUGGACCCUAGUGACUGAGUGUAUUGAUACACCAUUCCAAGCGUAAUUAAUAACUUCACCAUGCUCAAAGGGAUAUUCAAUGUCAGCUUUUUAUUUUAUUUUAUUUUUUAUCUACCAAUAGGGACCCUUCUUUGCGAGGCAUUGGAAAACCUCCCUGGUCUUUGUGGUUGAAUCUGUGUUUGAAAUUCACUGCUUGACUGAGGGACCUUACAGAUAAUUGUAUGUGUGGGGUACAGACAUGUGGUAGUCAUUCAAAAAUCAUGUUAAGCACUAUUAUUGCACACAGAGUGAUUCCAUGCAACUUAUUAUGUGACUUUUUAAUCAAAUGUUUACUCCUGAACUUAUUCAGGCUUGCCAUAACAAAGGGGUUGAAUACUUUUUGACUCAAGACAUUUCAGCUUUCAUUUUUUAUUAAUUUAAAAAACAUAAUUCCACUUUGACAUUAUGGGGUAUUGUGUGUAUGCCAGUGACACAAAAUCUCAAUUUAAUCUAUUUUCAAUUUAGGCUGUAACACAACAAAAUAUGGAAAAAGUAAAAGGGUGUGAAUACUUUCUGAAAGCACUGUAACUACACACAAAAGGUAGACACAAAAUAAACAUUGCCACUAACUUAGCGUCCCCUUCUAUUUGCUUCCACAGGUCCGUAAAGAGUACAUCAAAUGUUUCCGCCACACAUAUUGCUGUGGUGGCUUACCAACGGAGAGCUCACACAGCUCAACAAAGACCUCUACCACAAGGACAAGUGCACGCUACUCCUCGGGCACACAGGUACUUUACCAGGGAUUCUGACUGGGAUUCAUCUCAAUGUCAGGGUAGAUUGGCAUAAACCCAGUUUACCGCAAAGUAUCACCUAUAAUAGUCAACUAGGAGUCUCCAAUGACUUCUGAAUCCAUUGAAUCCAUCAGACGCCCAAUAAUGUUAUGUUUUUCAAGACCAUUGGCCAAUGUAAAUGUACCAGAAACACAGACUGUAGUUAAACAGAGACAUGUAUACUUUAAAGUAAGCUAACUAUUUCAAACAGCAGCUACUGUAUUGCAUGGGCACCUUUUUCCACUCUACCCCUUAGCACUCGCUUUAUCUUUUUUUCUCACUAACGCCACUGCAUGGAACUAUUUGCGCUAUUUGAGAGCAUUGCAGUUUCUUUUACUCUUUGAAAAACAAGAAUGCAAAUACAAUUUUAUGUUUAUUCCUUUGUUAUUCAAGAGCACUAUUGAACCACUUUUUAAUAAAUAUUUUUGAUAGUAGACAAUGCUUUAACCACUGUCACGGUGGAAGUAGAAAGACAUAACCGUCACAAGACAUUCCCAUUUUAACUUCUAAUUAAACCUAUGGAGCACCUCCCUAUUACAUCCACUACUUUUGACAGGAAUUUAAGUAUAAAAGUAGUCACUCGAAACCUGAGUUAAUAUAAUGUGUGGAGGCCAGACGUUGCACUUAGUGCGCUUUGUGUGAAGAGUAGGUUCGCCGCUGCAGCAAUACUACAUAUACAGUGAGGGAAAAAAGUAUUUGAUCCCCUGCUGAUUUUGUACAUUUGCCCACUGACAAAGAAAUCAUCAGUCUAUAAUUUUAAUGGUAGGUUUAUUUGAACAGUGAGAGACAGAAUACCAACAACAAAAUCCAGAAAAAUGCAUGUCAAAAAUGGAUUUGCAUUUUAAUGAGGGAAAUAAGUAUUUGACCCCCUCUCAAUCAGAAAGAUUUCUGGCUCCCAGGUGUCUUUUAUACAGGUAACGAGCUGAUAUUAGGAGCACACUCUUAAUGGGAGUGCUCCUAAUCUCAGCUUGUUACCUGUAUAAAAGACACCUGUCCACAGAAGCAAUCAAUCAAUCAGAUUCCAAACUCUCCACCAUGGCCAAGACCAAAGAGCUCUCCAAGGAUGUCAGGGACAAGAUUGUAGACUUACACAAGGCUGGAAUGGGCUACAAGACCAUCGCCAAGCAGCUUGGUGAGAAGGUGACAACAGUUGGUGCAAUUAUUCGCAAAUGGAAGAAACACAAAAGCACUGUCAAUCUCCCUCGGCCUGGGGCUCCAUGCAAGAUCUCACCUUGUGGAGUUGCAAUGAUCAUGAGAACGGUGAGGAAUCAGCCCAGAACUACACGGGAGGAUCUUGUCAAUGAUCUCAUGGCAGCUGGGACCAUAGUCACCAAGGAAACAAUUGGUAACACACUACGCCGUGAAGGACUGAAAUCCUGCAGCGCACGCAAGGUCCCCCUGCUCAAGAAAGCACAUAUACAGGGCCGUCUGAAGUUUGCCAAUGAACAUCUGAAUGAUUCAGAGGAGAACUGGGUGAAAGUGUUGUGGUCAGAUGAGACCAAAAUCGAGCUCUUUGGCAUCAACUCAACUCGCUGUGUUUGGAGGAGGAGGAAUGCUGCCUAUGACCCCAAGAACACCAUCCCCACCGUCAAACAUGGAGGUGGAAACAUUAUGCUUUGGGGGUGUUUUUCUGCUUAGGGGACAGGACAACUUCACCGCAUCAAAGGGACGAUGGAAAAUCUUGGGUGAGAACCUCCUUCCCUCAGCCAGGGCAUUGAAAAUGGGUUGUGGAUGGGUAUUCCAGCAUGACAAUGACCCAAAACACACAACCAAGGCAACAAAGGAGUGGCUCAAGAAGAAGCACAUUAAGGUCCUGGAGUGGCCUAGCCAGUCUCCAGACCUUAAUCCCAUAGAAAAUCUGUGGAGGGAGCUGAAGGUUCGAGUUGCCAAACGUCAGCCUCGAAACCUUAAUGACUUGGAGAAGAUCUGCAAAGAGGAGUGGAACAAAAUUCCUCCUGAGAUGUGUGCAAACCUGGUGGCCAACUACAAGAAACUUCUGACCUCUGUGAUUGCCAAUAAGGGUUUUGCCACCAAGUACUAAGUCAUGUUUUGCAGAGGGGUCAAAUACUUAUUUCCCUCAUUAAAAUGCAAAUCAAUUGAUGACAUGCGUUUUUCAGGAUUUUUUUGUUGUUAUUCUGUCUCUCACUGUUCAAAUAGACCUACCAUUAAAAUUAUAGACUGAUCAUGUCUUUGUCAGUGGGCAAACGUACAAAAUCAGCAGGGGAUCAAAUACUUUUUUCCCUCACUGUAGCAAACAUAAUGAAAGUUGAUCUCAACAGUGAGUCCUAAUAACUGUCCCUUGUUAAUCUGACAGAGCCGUAUCAGGAGAAUGUGGAAUGACACCGUAAGAAAGCAAUCUGAGUCCUCCUUUAUCUCAGGUGACAUCAACAGCACCUCCACCCUUAACCAAGGUCAGUCACACACCUCAUCUCGUCUUCACACACCAUUCACCAUCAUGGAGACAAAAAAUACAUUUUCAAGUACCAAUGAUUUCAUACAGAGGGGCUAACAUCCUGGGAAAUUGUAGUGAAUGCUUUGGGCUUGAUAAGACUUGCGCACUGGGCUAAAAGGGAUAGCAAGGAUAGUCUCCCUGUUCUGUUCUGCCAAUUGAGGAUUACAGAAAUCUGUCCUCAAAUACCUUGUGCUGUCAUUUUGCGCAGUAAUGUCGAACACGAAAUGGGGAAGCCACUGUACUGUUUGUACUAAGUCCAAAGGUCAUAUUGCUUAGUCCAUUAAAAAAAGAAGAAGAAGGAAAUGCCAACAAACUCAAAAUAUUUUAUUGUAUUUUUUUUUUUACCUAUGUUUGCUUGACACGCAGAGGCACAUGAUUUGGUUGGCAUGUAAGGUGACCUCUGCUAUUUCAGGGAUUCAGGAGGGAGGAAAACAAACUUGUCAUUUAUUAUUUAGCCAGUGCACAAAUAUGAUGAUGAGAAGAUGAUGUUCAACUCUGGGUGACCCUGAGUGCUUAGUGUGUUGUUCAGCCUUUACUGCUCGGCAUGGCUCUAAAAUGGCUUUCCAAGUAUGCAAGGAAAGAGGUUACCCUGAGGUAGUCUGACUUCCCCCUUCCAAUUCCCCCUUCUUCUUUCACUCUUCAAUUUCCAUGAGGUAAAAUGUUACGAGCAGUAGUUUGAAAUUCAUUUUGUCAAUAUUGUUUUGUCCCGAUAAGCUGUAUAUUAGAUGUUAAGGUUGCAUUUAUCUAUCAUUCUCCAGUGUACUACCCUAGUUACCCUUGAGUAUACUGUACUGAGGAUGGCCUGCUCUUCAGAAACCACUCCUUGUCAUUAUAACAUCCUCAGAGAAUACCCUACAAGAGUGAUGGGGUUUUAUAGGACACAGCUUAUAAAAAUGUGACUGGAAAUGUCCUAGUCUUUAAACAUGAUGCAAGAAAUCCAUGGUAACAUUAUAAUCGGGUUGAAUUUGAGUAUUUGAAGAAAAGAUCUGACAUUGUAAAGUAUCGGUAUCCAGGUGAAGUUAGUGUUAUGUUAUUUUACAAAAGAGACAAGGGUGUGGUCAUUUAGUGUGUACACGUUUACGCAAUUGGAUCAUAGGAGUUCAACUAAAAACUGUGCCUUGGCAGUAGCAAUAGACAAAAAAAAAGCAUUGCACUGCAGAAAAUACCUGAUAAUGCAGUUUUAAGAAUUAAUUUAUAUUCACAGUAAUAGAAGGCAAAAUGAGAGCACAGUUUUUUCACCAGUUACCUUUCUUGCCAAAUAACAAAAAUAUGAAAAGGCUGACUUGAUAAUUUUGUUCUGUUGUUGCAUUGCUUCUCAUUUACAUAUCAGAUUGGAGUAGAAUUAGAAUGAGGUGAACAAAAGUGCCUUUUGUGGUAGUCACUGUUUAGAUGUUCUAUUUCCCCUCUGUAUCAUAAUCCUUGCUUCCACAAAAUGCCUGUUCACUUUGCUCUAGUGACAUCCAGCGAUGGUCAUAGAUAAUAUUAAUAUCUUGUCCUCAAUAUUUUACCCCAAAUGUAAUAUUUACUCUGAAAAUAAAGGCCCAGUUUUAGAUGUACUUGACAUUUUGUUCCAUAAAUCACCCCAAAAAACACUCAAUAUACCAAUGCCAAAAACUGAUCUCUGAUCUGUCUUCUUCUGUUUUACCGCCUCCAGGAAUGACGGGCAAUUAUCUACUAACAAACCCUCUUCUUCGACCACAAGGCACUAACAACCCUUAUAACACCUUACUGGCUGAAACAGUCGUAUGUAACGCUCCCACGGCUCCAGUGUUUAACUCUCCAGGUGUGCUUACUUAACACUUCUUGACGUACAGUUAACUUCUUCUUCUCUCUUCAUUUUUUAUACUUUGACCUGGUUUUUUUUAUGAGUUAUUGUGGCCUUAUCAAGAUCAGAACGUUAUUGAGUAUCAACUUCCACUCUGGAUCUCAGCAGGAUCCCCAAAUGGGUUACAGACAUCGGUCGCUGAAAUCGGUGUUGUAAGAAAGCACUGUGUGUAUGACUUGGUUUGCGAUUUAUUACGAGACCUCUGGUGUCCAGUUUCACAUUUUGGUCUUCUAAAGUUUCUCUUGAAUGAGAUAAAGUGAUUAAUCUAGGAUGGAGAUACUACAUGUUCUGCCUUGAAAAGACAGUAUAAACAAUGUCAUAGCCUUUAAACAUACUCUUAAAUUGCAGGAUUAUUGAGAUUGAUGAUUGUUGAUUUAUUUAUUUUGUGUGUUUUUUGCUUUCUCCUUACACUUUUUCCUUGAGAUUUUUUUUAAUGAUUUUCUGCUAUUUAUUUAUUUAGUGUUUUGGGGUGAACUUACCCCUUAAACUGUAUACGUUACAACACAGACAAGCUGAAAUAUUCAGUUUGUGCUUGAAUAUUUGUGUAUUCAUGAAUGUGACACACCAUGAUUUAGAUCAACAUUUGAUUUUGAUCAAUGAAAUGUUAUUCACAUAUGAUACAGUGAGGGGAAAAAAGUAUUUGAUCCCCUGCUGAUUUUGUAUGUUUGCCCACUGACAAAGAAAUGAUCAGUCUAUAAUUUUAGUGGUAGGUUUAUUUGAGCAGUGAGAGACAGAAUAACAACAAAAAAAUCCUGAAAAACGCAUGUCAAAAAUGUUAUAAAUUGAUUUUCAUUUUAAUGAGGGAAAUAAGUAUUUGACCCCCUCUCAAUCAGAAAGAUUUCUGGCUCACAGGUAUCUUUUAUACAGGUAACGAGCUGAGAUUAGGAGCACACUCUUAAAGGGAGUGUUCCUAAUCUCAACUUGUUAGCUGUAUAAAAGAUACCUGUCCACAGAAGCAAUCAAUCAAUCAGAUUCCAAACUCUCCACCAUGGCCAAGACCAAAGAGCUCUCCAAGGAUGUCAGGUACAAGAUUGUAGACCUACACAAGGCUGGAAUGGGCUACAAGACCAUCGCCAAGCAGCUUGGUGAGAAGGUGACAACAGUUGGUGCGAUUAUUCGCAAAUGGAAGAAACACAAAAUAACUGUCAAUCUCCCUCGGCCUGGGGCUCCAUGCAAUUCUCACCUCGUGGAGUUGCAAUGAUCAUGAGAACGGUGGUGAAUCAGCCCAAAACUACAUGGGAGGAUCUUGUCAAUGAUCUCAAGGCAGCUGGGACUACCAUAGUCACCAAGAAAACAAUUGGUAACACACUACGCCGUAAAGGACUGAAAUCCUGCAGCGCACGCAAGGUCCCCCUGCUCAAGAAAGCACAUAUACAGGGCCGUCUGAAGUUUGCCAAUGAACAUCUGAAUGAUUCAGAGGAGAACAAGGUGAAAGUGUUGUGGUCAGAUGAGACCAAAAUUGAGCUCUUUGGCAUCAACUCAAUUCGCCGUGUUUGGAGGAGGAGGAAUGCUGCCUAUGACCCCAAGAACACCAUCCCCACCAUCAAACAUGGAGGUGGAAAGAUUAUGCUUUGGGGGUGUUUUUCUGCUAAGGAGACAGGACAACUUCACAGCAUCAAAGGGACGAUGGACGGGGCCAUGUACCGUCAAAUCUUGGGUGAGAACCUCUUUCUCUCCGCCAGGGCAUUGAAAAUGGGUCGUGGAUGGGUAUUCCAGCAUGACAAUGACCCAAAACACACGGCCAAGGCAACAAAGGAGUGACUCAAGAAGAAGCACAUUAAGGUCCUGGAGUGGCAUAGCCAGUCUCCAGACCUUAAUCCCAUAGAAAAUCUGUGGAGGGAGCUGAAGGUUCGAGUUGCCAAACAUCAGCCUCGAAACCUUAAUGACUUGGAGAAUAUCUGCAAAGAGGAGUGGAACAAAAUCCCUCCUGAGAUGUGUGCAAACCUGGUGGCCAACUACAAGAAACGUCUGACCUCUGCGAUUGCCAACAAGGGUUUUGCCACCAAGUACUAAAUCAUGUUUUGCAGAGGGGUCAAAUACUUAUUUCCCUCAUUAAAAUGCAAAUCAAUUUAUAAAAUUUUUGACAUGCGUUUUUCUGGAUUUUGUUGUUGUUAUUCUGUCUCUCACUGUUCAAAUAAACCUACCAUUAAAAUUAUAGGCUGAUCAUGUCUUUGUCAGUGGGCAAACGUACAAAACCAGCAGGGGAUCAAAUACUUUUUUCCCUCACUGUACCAGUCCUGACAACUGUCACUAGACACUGUUUGGUAAACAAACAGUUAAUUUAGCAAAGUUAUAAUGAGAUGUUAAAUUUAUUAGUCCAGUACUUCAAUUUGGGUGUUGGGAUUAUUAUGUUACAAUGCAAUGAAUUUUUUUUAAAUAAUUAAAUUACAUUGUAUAUUUUGUCAUGUUUUUUUUGCUUUCUCCUUACGCUUUCCUCUAGUGACCUACAGAGAGACAAGUAUGGGAGUAAAACUUAACUUUGCCUAUCAAAUGUAAAUUUAUUUCAGCAUGCUUAUUAAAAACAACAACUCCCUGGUACAUCAAUGGUCAUUGGCAUUUACUCAGUGGGCAAGUGGUUCACAAACUAUACCAACCAAAUUCUAUUCCACCAUUAGGAAAAUACCACUCUCCGAUAUUGCAUUCCUUUGGGUUCCAACAGCUAUCAAAGACAUCUGAGAAAGGAUGGUUUUGUUAUACCUCAGAUACUCUUCUUCUUUCUCUUAGAUGUGUAUAAGUAGUUUGUGAUCUGCAGACAUCAACUGUAGCUUUGUUACUGGGGUGGCAAAUAAUAUUUCCUAAGUGAAUUGAGAGAAGAGAGGCUUCCUACGUGAAUGCCUUUCCCUGUGGCACUCAGCAGUCUCAGUGUCCAGUUACAUUCCUCUCACAUCUCUCCCCUAUUCUCCAGACAUCACCUGUGUGGGGGAAAAUUGUUCUCCUAGUGAGGCAUAAACAAAAUGUACGAACGUCAUGGUAGCAGCUGUAUUCUUUUGUUGUUGUUUUUGUUCUCUUUCACUCUCUCCUUUCUUGUCAUUUCUCUCCUCUCAUCUCCUUUAAACUCUGUGAUGUCUGUUUUACAUGUUGGUGUGUCUGCAACACAGGAGGUUGGUGGCACCUUAAUUGGGCAGGACGGGCUCAUGGUAAUGGCUGGAGCGGAAUAGGUGGAAUGGUAUCAAAUACAUCAAACACAUGGUUUGAUGCCAUUCCAUUUACUCUGUUCCAGCCAUUAUUAUGUGCUGUCCUCCCCUCAGCAGCCUCCACUGGUCUGCAAAAAUAGUCUGUCCCCUUAUCUGAACAACAGCAUGUCAACAUAAAAUACCCAUUCCUCUUAAUCUCUCUCUUCUAUCUGUGGCAGGAAUUUAUCUUUUUUUUUUCUCAAUUUCUUGCUGUGCCAAAGCUGUGUUAGCCACGGCAGAUACACAACCUCUCUCUCCAAUCACACCCCACUAAUAUUUAUUCUAUCGCCUCCUGAUUUCCAUGACCCUGUGCAUACAGAAAUUCCUAACAUGACUGCAUCUGACCUUCCCAGCUGUUUGUUUAUCUUGGGCUGAUCUUGUAAAAUACUGGGAACUGUCAUUUUGACUGAUGUGAACCGCAGGGCUGCCGGCUAACUCUGACCUUAACUUUCGAGCCAUGGGCAGAGACUUGCCAGAGAGAAAAUACAAAAAACACAACACAGACACCACUCAAUUAAACAAAUACAACCAAAACAAAUUUAAAUUAAAAAAAUAUAUAUAACAAUUGGUGGCAUUUAAUCUUUAAAAAAAGCUUUGAUUGCUUUUUAAUUUAAUUUGCUGAACCCUUGCUCUAACUAAGUUGCUAUGUUUUAAUUUUUUUUCCUUUCAGUGAUUCUUCAUCAUGUUACAAUAAAUCAUUUUACUUUCUUUUGUACAUCAGCUACUCUUAGGCCAGAUAGCCUGAACAGACAAACAUGAUGUGAGUUGUCCAAAGUGAGUCUCCACCUGCUGUCUGUCGUGAUGUCGGAUGGUGCUUGUUGGCCCUGAAGUGAGAAAGAUGGCUGUCCGUGUUGACCAUGACUCUCCUUUCUGUAUAUACAUUCAUAUUUUCCCAUUAUUUUCCCCUGUCACCUCCAACAAUGAGUUGCUAGACAACUUCUUGUCUAUGUCGUAGCUUGCCCAUUUGUGGCUACAUACCAGGGCCCGGUUUCCUGAUAGUGAUGGAACUUAGGCUUACGAGUGUUUUAAUGAUGCAUCUUUCCAACAACGGCCAAAAAUGUAACAUGCAUUUCCCAAAACACCACGCAGAGAGAAUUUUUGCUAAGUGCGUCGUUGAGGCAUUUGUCGAAACUGAAAGAAAGGAAGCACUGCUCUCGGAUCAGCGUUCUCCCACUCCUCUCGGAUCUUACCGUAACAUUAGAAUUAUUCCACAAUACUGAUGACGGAUCAGUUCCUAGAGAGAUAUUACCACCUAUGACUACAAAUAUUGAGGCAUCUUAUUCUAAUGCUUACCCUAUAAAAAUGCACUAAAUCAAGAUGUUGCACAUCAUUGCGCACGAUACACAUGAUGAAAUAUAUUGAGGCAAAAAUUACAGACAGUAGCGUACAAAUAGCUCAAUAAAACGCAAUUGAAUUAACAUUACAUGUAUUUAAAUAUCAUUCAAAUAUAUAGAUCUAUAUAUGUAGCCUAUGCAGGAUUUAUCUUUUAAUACAGGUAUUUCGGUUUUAAUUUGAAGCGUCUUUAUAUCCUUCGCUUGUUAUGCAAAGAAAUUGGAAACUUUGUAUUUGUCGUCACUGUCACAUUUGUUCUGAAGCGUUCAGCAGUCACAGAAAGACAGAUAAACAUCUUGAUUUUGUGUUUGGCGGAGAUCUUCUGUGUAUAAAGUGACGCGGAAGGGAAAAAAAGCAUCUAACGAUGUACUUAGCUGUUCUACAAGUGUUCUGAGGCAGCCGUUAAAUAACAAACGUUUUCAAGAUCAUCUUUAGUAACGAUGGUUUUGGGAAACAGCUCAGAGAUUUAACUAUGCUCCAACGAAGGAUCUAAUGAUGAACGUAGCCUUUGAUGCUUUUGGGAAACCGGGCCCUGUACAUUUACCUCUGACAUGUGUGUUGUGAUGUUCAUGAUUCGUUCACGUUUUUUAAUGUUGUUUGGGAUCACGUAUGUACCUUUGUCACUGGUGCGUCAAAGGCAGAAUAUUUUAGUGAAUUGGAAAGGCUUUUAGAGAAAGUAACAGUUCAUGAUAUACAAAAAAUGUCAAAAUUACCCCAUAACUGAGAACGUAAAUUGAUUGCUCAUUGUGUAUAUGCAUGCAUACACAUUUUCCUUAAAGAUUGUGCCUAAUUAGUAGCAUGUUACAGCUGAUUCUCAGUCUUGUGUCAAAUUAUCUCCAGCGUCCUGAACAGCAUUAAACCACUUUUCUCAUUUUUUUCUUAUUUCUCUCGGAACAAUGGUUGUGACUAAUGUAAAUCCCCUCGUAUGUUUUCUCAUUCCAGGACACACACACACACUGAACCAUCCCAGGGACACCAGUGCAAUGGAUACUCUACCGCUAAAUGGUAACUUUAACAAUAGCUACUCGCUUCGCAAUGGGGACUACGGCGACAGCGUGCAGGUGGUGGACUGUGGACUCAGCCUGGACGACGCAGCCUUUGAAAAAAUGAUAAUAUCGGAGCUGGUGCACAACAACCUACGGGCUUGCAACAAGAGCCACAACCACCACGUGGAGAGUGGGGCUCCUCUUCCUCCAUUGUCCAAGAAGGUGCACAUGGUGGGCGGGAGCAGCAGGGAAGAUGACGCCAUCGUGGCUGACACCUCAUCUUUGGUGCACAGCCACAAUAUCAACACACCGGUGGGCCUGGGCAUAGAGCUGCACCACCGGGAGCUGGAGGCCCCACUCAUUCCCCAGCGGACUCACUCACUUCUGUACCAGCCGCAGAAGAGAGUGAAGACCACAGAGGGGGGCUUGGAGAGCUAUGUCAGCCAGCUCACGACCGACGAGCACGAAGACAGCCUGCAGUCCCCAAACAGAGACUCUUUGUACACUAGUAUGCCUACCCUAAGGGACUCUCCAUACACCGAGAGCAGCCCCAAUGCGGAGGAGCUGGAGGACCUCUCGAGCCCCUCUAAGAGGAGCGAGAACGAGGACGUUUACUACAAGAGCAUGCCUAACUUAGGAGCAGGACACCAGCUCCAAGCGUACUACCAAAUAAGUAGAGGAAACAGUGAUGGUUACAUUAUCCCUAUUACAAAAGAGGGCUGCAUCCCUGAAGGAGAUGUACGGGAAGGACAGAUGCAGUUAGUGACAAGCCUUUAA
Coregonus sp. 'balchen' is the source of this 22821-nucleotide messenger RNA. The record is from the annotation of a GenBank genome assembly. NCBI's taxonomy places the organism in Eukaryota, Metazoa, Chordata, Actinopteri, Salmoniformes, Salmonidae.